This is a messenger RNA of Aureococcus anophagefferens, 1119 nucleotides long. RefSeq lists its product as hypothetical. The record is from RefSeq and is a predicted model, not a curated record. NCBI's taxonomy places the organism in Eukaryota, Pelagophyceae, Pelagomonadales, Pelagomonadaceae. Gene Ontology annotation, molecular function: protein disulfide isomerase activity. The transcript has a single exon. Gene Ontology annotation, biological process: protein folding. Gene Ontology annotation, cellular component: endoplasmic reticulum. Bases 1 to 1119 code for a protein of 372 amino acids.
AUGUUGCGAGCGCUCGCGCUGGCCGCGCUGGCGCUGGAGCGCGCGCAUGCCUUCGGCGACGUGCGCGAGCUGAACGACGAGACCUUCGACAGCGUCGUCGACGGGUCCGCGCACGUGCUCGUGGAGUUUUACAAGCCGGAUUGCGGCCACUGCCAGACCAUGGAGCCCGAGUUCUACAAGACCGCCGAGGCCCUCGAGUUCGAGAGCGACGUCAUCCUCGCGCGCGUCGACACGGAGGAAUCGCCCAAGGUCGGCAAGCGCUUCGCCAUCGACGGCCACCCGAUCUUCCGCUGGUUCAAGAAGGGCGGCGUCGCCGACGACAAGUUCUACUUCGUGCACUACAGCGGCCGCAUGGCGAACACGUUCCUGAAGAUGAUCGGCGAGCGCACGGGCGGCGAGUACCCGAAGCUCGACAUCGAGGUGUCCAAGGUGCGCAAGAUCAAGUCCGACGACUUCGAGAGCGUCGUCCUCGACCCCGCGAGGCACACGCUCUGCGCCAUGUACACGCCCUGGACGGAGUCCAAGUUCGUCGUCGAGGCCCUCGACGGCGUCGCGAAGAUCGCGUCCAUGGCCGGCGCGAACGUCGACGUCGUCAAGAUGGGCAUCGACCGCGUCUACGAGCGCGACGUCGCCGACAAGUACGACUGCAAGGGCUACCCGUGCUACUUCCUCUUCAAGGCCGGCGCGCCGGCCGACGCGACGCCCGUGCGCUACGAGGGCGCCGACGACGAGGUCGAGCGCUUCGUCGAGUUCGUCAACAAGGAGACGGGGCUGGACCUCGAUCCCCUGGCGACGACGCGCAAGGUCGAGAUCGGCCGCGUCGCCAAGCUCGACGCGCUCCUCGGCGGCGACGACGCCGCGGCGACGCUCGAGGCCGCCGCCGCCUACCUCCCGGCGGACCAGGAGGCCUACGGCGCCUACUACGUCAAGGUCGCGAAGAAGCUGGCGGACGGCGAGGCGCCGUCGUACCUCGCGGACGAGAUCGCGCGCAUCGCCAAGCUCCUCAAGGACACGAGCCUGUCCUCGGCGAAGCGGAAGGACUUCUCCGCGCGCAAGAACAUCCUCAACGCCUUCGCCGUCGCCGCGACGGCCGCCAAGGCCCACGGCGGGGAGCUCUGA